Molecule: messenger RNA, 2896 nt
Organism: Sinocyclocheilus grahami
Lineage: Eukaryota; Metazoa; Chordata; Actinopteri; Cypriniformes; Cyprinidae
Product: espin-like protein
Exons: 8
Coding region: 12-2465 (817 amino acids)
Biological process (GO): actin filament bundle assembly
Cellular component (GO): cytoplasm
Molecular function (GO): actin filament binding
Source: RefSeq, a predicted model, not a curated record
CCCAAGAUGGCAUGACGCCAAUGCAUGCUGCAGCUCACAUGGGCCACCAUGCAUUGGUGGUAUGGCUGGUGUCCUCAACAGAUGUCAGCCUGUCUUGUCAAGAUAAUGAAGGGGUGACUGCUUUACACUUUGCUGCCAGUGGGGGGCAUCAUCGGAUCUUGGAGAGGUUGUUACAGAUGGGAUCAAAGGUCAAGAGGGAUUACUGGGGUGGCACUCCUCUACAUGAUGCUGCAGAGAAUGGGGAGAUAGAGUGCUGUCAAAUCCUCCUGGGUCACCAGAUCAACCCAAAGGAAAGGGACAUAGAUGGGUUCACGGCUGCUGAUCUGGCUGAAUACAACGGCCACUUUGAGUGUGCCAGAUACCUUCGCUCUUUGGAGAGAAAUCUCUUUCCAGUUGCCCAACCUCUGGAAGAGAACUGUCCUAUAGAGGAAGAGCUCAGAGAGAAACCAGCUGUGUCACGGCAACCCAGCUCUGAUUAUUACAGACAGAUCACUAAUACAGACAAAGACAUGGACAGUCUUAAGCAUCCUGAGACAGAAGAUUCCCCUCAAGCCCGUUACCCCCCUUCAACUCUUUCACCUUCUCCUCCCCCUUCCUCCACUACCCCCUCGCCUCCGUUUUCUACCUCACAUGGGAAAACUUUACUGAAUGUCCACAUGGCCACUUCAGUGGUGAAGAACCUUGAUUCCAGUACGCCUCCGAGUAAGCCAGUACCAGAGAAAGGGAAACUGUUUAUGGGAGAAAUGAAACUGGGAGAUGUAAAAUCUAUUGCCAGCAUUAAGAAAUCUGGAUUGGCAGCAGAUUUGACCAUUUCAAAUAAAAUGGUGGUGUUACCAACAGAGGAGGCUAAUUUGUCUGAUAUUGAUUACCUGGUACCCAUGCACGAUGAGAAGGGCAGACCUAUAGCAGAAUGGAAGAGACAAGUAAUGGUACGACAGCUACAGGCCAGCUUAUUUGACCAAGAAACCCAGAGGAUAAAGGAGAGUGGUAGUAGAUAUACAAAGAUGGACAGUUGGAGGUACUCCCAUGCUCACAAUGCCAUCCUGGGUCCAUUCGGAGAGCUUCUAACAGAGGAUGACCUCAUUUAUCUAGAGAAGCAAAUUGAGAGUGUCUCAAUGCAAAAGAACUGUGAGGGCUAUGAAAUGGAGCUUGCUCGUCUGGCUGAAGAACUUCGAAACAUUCUCCCGGCACCCAUUGUCAACAUCACAGUCAAUACCCAGUACAAGAACUCUACACAGACUCCCUUACCCGUUUGGUGCAACCGUAUUUCAGGCAUUGUGAAGAGUAUGUCACUGCUUAUGACCAACCUAACAGACCAGCCCUACUGCAAAAUGCCAAAUUCAGAGCUUGUGAAUGUCUUCUCUCAGCCGUCAGAGAGGCAAGCUGUCAACAGAGGCAGGAGGGAGAAGAUAGAAAAUGAGAUUCAACAGUUUGGGGUCUCUGUGAGGAACUUAAAAUCCAACUUUGAGAAUCAGAACGAUUCCUCACAAAUGGAUUCAGGGAUGACAGAAUCACUGGGUGAACUAGAGCAAGAACCAGUAAAAAAUGGUUCAGAUGAGGUCUCCCAAAAACAAGAACAAAGACCAGAGGUUGACCAUAUUGAUGAUUCAUCUAUCGACUAUGUCAUCAGUGAUGACAUGGAAAGCACAACACUGCGCAAGGAACGUAUUGUGGUCUUGUUCCUGGGUCACUGGAAGAAGUCGGCUUAUACUGUAACCGUGAGAAAUGCACAGAGGAAGCAAAGCGUUGAUUCGCUGGAUAUAUCUAAGAAGCUGAAGUGUGAACGCAAAGCUAGCUUGGAUAUCUCUCCGAAGAACACCAUGGAAAAUGGCAAAUUCGGGCAUUUCUUCAAGCAGAGAAGUGCCAUCAAUAAGAUGAUUGGUAACUGGAGAAGCAUGAUCUCAUUUGUACCUUCGCGACAGAUCCGGAGACUCAACCGGCAGCAGGCAAUUUUUUCACCUGAGCAGUUCCUGCCCCGUGUGGAUGGAUCUCCCGUUGACUAUGACGCACUGACACUCGACCUCUUCAUGCUCGGCUACUUUCACAUACUUGAGCUAGAAUUGCCAGCAGAUGAGAGGAAAAUGAGACACUUGCUGUGCUUUGAAGUGUUCGACCAUGUGGGGCGUUUCACCUGGGAGACUGUGCGUGAUUUCCACAAGGCUGUAAUUCAGGACAUUGAGGCAGGAAACCGGGAAUGGAAGGAUGGAUUUGAGGACAUUAAAGUGAAGUUCUUCGGAGAUGGAUCAGGCCAACCAGAACUUGAACACUCAGAACAGACCACAAUGGUAGAAACGAGGCCUGUGCCUAAAGUCAUUGUACAAACGCCCACCCCAGAUGAGAGCGAUGUCCUGAAAAAUAAUUCUGAUAUUAGUAGUCUGACUAAUGAGGAGAUUUGCAAAUAUAUUGACCGUAGUUUUGCUUUCUGGAAAGAAAAGGAGGCUGAGAUAUUUGAUUUUGAGGAAUGACAAUAAGUCUUUUUGGGGGGAAAUGUACAUAGAGAUUCCUUAUUAUCUUUAAAUAUAUUUAUUUUUUUGAAUUUGAUGUAGAACUGGUACCAAUAUUUAUACAGUUGUGACAUGUAAGGCAUGCUUUUGCCAUUUAUUCUCCAAAUUUCCAGGAGUGCAAGGUAGAAGACUGCCAUAAACUGAAGUGUUUGUCUUUUUGUCAGAAUUAUCAAUAUGUGAUUUAAAACAAAUUAAAUGCCCUUUUCUGUUGAAUUUUUGUUACUCCUUGAGAAUCAACACGUUUAGAGACUUAAUUUGCACCAAUAUUGGAGGCUGCUUACGCUAAUGAUUAAAUAAAUAACAAUCUGACUGCUUACUCUUAUACAGAAAGUUGUGUGUAUCUCUUUAAGAGCAGGUGGGAGCUUAACCGUACUAUUUAGAUGCUGAGUAUA